Messenger RNA from Microthlaspi erraticum, 672 nucleotides. The record is from the annotation of a GenBank genome assembly. NCBI's taxonomy places the organism in Eukaryota, Viridiplantae, Streptophyta, Magnoliopsida, Brassicales, Brassicaceae.
AUGGCGAUUGCUAAAGUGGAAGAUGAGCCACGCGCUUCCGUUGAAGUUGGAUGCGGAAACAUCCUGGGACGUGGUGCUGGCGACGGCGAGGGGAAUCGCCGAGUUGAAAUCGGCGGUGACGACACUGUGAAGGGUGAUAUCGCCGGAUCUGUCGCCGGAGAAGAUGGAUUUUCAGCUGAGAAAUCGAUUGACGGAGCUAGGUCCUCUGAGGCGGAUGCUUCAACGGUCACUCCAACUCAACUUACUAUCUUCUUUGGUGGGAGAGUGACUGUGUUCGAAGGAAUUCCAGCAGAAAAGAUUCAAGAGAUCCUCCGUAUAGCUGCUGCUGCUGCUGCUAAAUCAAUUGAGACAAAGGUUUCGUCAACGAGCGUCAGUCCUGUCCCUUCUCCAGCAAUGAACAGAGCUCCUUCUUUCUCAAGCACAUCCACUGCUGCUUCACCUGCUGCACAGUCCUUUCCCGUUAACCCUAUCUCGUUUUGCAGAUCCGCGGCUGAUCUACCAAUUGCAAGGAGGCAUUCGCUUCAACGGUUCCUUGAGAAACGACGGGACAGAUUGGUCAACAAAACCCCUUACUUUGUUCCCCCCACAAAAAAGGACGAUGUCCCAAUAGAGAAUGCCGACACAAGCUCUCUUGGUGCAGCCUCUAUUAAGGAGGAAACCCCGACUGCUUAG